AUGGGUGUGCGGAACCUGCGCUCAGGCAGCGUGCUGAGCCCUGUGGCUCCCCGCCUAGGGGCUGGACCUGCUGCUGGCCGCUUCCGAGGCGCAGCACGGUGUCGGAACAGGUUGGUGCGAGAAUUCGUGGCUCAGAACAAUGCAGCGCAGAUCAAGCACGUCAUCCAGAUCCUGUCACAAGAGUUUGCGCUCUCGCAGCACCCUCACAGCAGGAAAGGGGGGCUCAUCGGCCUGGCAGCCUGCUCCAUUGCUCUCGGAAAGGAUUCUGGGCUGUACCUGAAGGAGCUGAUUGAGCCAGUGCUGACGUGCUUCAACGAUGCUGACAGCCGACUACGGUACUAUGCCUGCGAGGCCCUAUAUAACAUCGUCAAGGUGGCCAGGGGCUCCGUCCUCCCACACUUCAAUGUGCUGUUUGAUGGCCUGAGUAAGCUUGCCGCUGAUCCAGACCCAAAUGUGAAAAGCGGCUCUGAACUACUGGACCGACUUCUCAAGGACAUCGUGACUGAGAGUAACAAGUUUGACCUCGUGGGUUUCAUCCCGCUGCUGCGGGAGAGGAUUUAUUCCAACAACCAGUAUGCCCGGCAGUUCAUCAUCUCCUGGAUCCUGGUGCUAGAGUCAGUGCCUGACAUUAAUCUCUUGGAUUACCUGCCGGAGAUCCUGGAUGGACUCUUCCAGAUCCUGGGAGACAACAGCAAAGAGAUCCGGAAGAUGUGUGAGGUGGCCCUCGGGGAGUUCCUUAAAGAGAUCAAGAAGAAUCCUUCCAGUGUCAAGUUUGCAGAAAUGGCCAAUAUUCUAGUGAUUCACUGCCAGGCUUCUGAUGAUCUGAUUCAGCUGACAGCCAUGUGCUGGAUGAGGGAGUUCAUCCAACUGGCUGGCCGGGUGAUGCUGCCCUACUCCUCAGGGAUCCUGACCGCCGUUCUGCCGUGCCUAUCCUACGAUGACCGGAAGAAGAGCAUCAAAGAGGUAGCUAAUGUGUGUAACCAGAGCCUGAUGAAGCUGGUCAUCCCAGAAGAUGACGAAACGGAUGAGGGCAAGCAGUCCCUGAGCCUCCAGACGGAGCCCAAGGAGGAGUCCCUCUCCCAGCAGGAGGUAACCUCCAGCGGUUGCCUGGAGGCCUCCAGCGAUUCCAACCUCAGCAGCGCCAGUGUCUUCAAUGUAAGCAGCACUGACCGGGUCCCGGUGACCCUUAACCUCGAUGGGAUAGUGCAGGUGUUGGACUGCCACCUUCACGACUCAGCCACCGGGAUGAUGACCAGAAUCGCAGUCCUGAAAUGGCUGUAUCACUUGUACAUCAAGACGCCGCGGAAGAUGUUCCGGCAUACAGACAGCCUCUUUCCCAUUUUGCUACGGACAUUGUCGGAUGAGUCAGACGAGGUUAUCCUGAAGGACCUAGAAGUUUUGGCUGAGAUCGCCUCCUCUCCUGCAGGUCAAACAGAAGAUCAGGGGCCAUGUGAUGGCUCUGAUAUGCGAUCGGAGUUGCACAUUCCCGUCAAAGCCAGCCAGCUGAGCUCCUCUGGUAUGAAAGGCAUGGAGUGCUCCCCUUCCACCCCCACCAUGAACUCCUACUUCUACAAAUUCAUGAUCAACCUCCUCAAGAGAUUCAGCAGUGAGCGGAAGCUGCUGGAGACCAGAGGAGCAUUCAUCAUCAGGCAGCUUUGUCUGCUUCUCAAUGCUGAAAACAUCUUCCACUCCAUGGCAGACAUCCUGCUGCGGGAAGAGGACCUCAAGUUUGCCUCGACUAUGGUCCACACUCUCAACACAAUACUGCUGACUUCCUCCGAGCUCUUCCAACUGCGAAACCAGCUCAAGGACCUGAAGACCCCGGAGAGUCGUAACCUGUUCUGCUGUCUCUACCGCUCCUGGUGCCACAACCCUGUGACGACUGUGUCCCUCUGCUUCCUCACCCAGAACUACAAACAUGCUUACGACCUCAUCCAGAAGUUCGGGGACCUGGAGGUCACAGUGGAUUUCCUGACUGAGGUAGACAAGCUGGUGCAGCUCAUUGAGUGUCCAAUUUUCACGUAUCUGCGCCUGCAGCUGCUGGACGUGAAGAAUAACCCCUACCUGAUCAAGGCUCUCUACGGGCUGCUGAUGCUUCUGCCUCAGAGCAGUGCCUUCCAGCUCCUCUCCCACCGGCUGCAGUGCGUCCCCAACCCCGAGCUCCUGCAGACCACAGACAGCACUAAGACCACCCUGGGCUUCAAGAAAGCGACCGCCACCAACAUCGACUACCUGGAGCUGCUGCAGCACUUUGAGCGAGUCCAGAACAAGCACCUGGAAGUGAGACACCAGCGGGCUGGCCGGGGAGAGCCCCCAGACCGAAGGGUCGUCCUCUGAGCACCAGCUGCUGCUGGCGUGCAUGGAGACAGUGACCUGGGGAGGGGAGUCGGAGGGACUUGGCUGCUGCUGUGGGUUCCAGGGUGUGUGAUCCAGCAGGGGGCU
Messenger RNA from Terrapene triunguis (Three-toed box turtle), 2442 nucleotides. RefSeq names its product protein VAC14 homolog. The record is from RefSeq and is a predicted model, not a curated record. Lineage: Eukaryota; Metazoa; Chordata; Testudines; Emydidae. Gene Ontology annotation, cellular component: endosome membrane; PAS complex. Gene Ontology annotation, biological process: positive regulation of kinase activity; phosphatidylinositol biosynthetic process. Bases 1 to 2337 code for a protein of 778 amino acids. The transcript is spliced from 19 exons.